Eptesicus fuscus (big brown bat) is the source of this 651-nucleotide messenger RNA. It is a transcript of the gene CKS2, whose product is annotated as CDC28 protein kinase regulatory subunit 2. Gene Ontology annotation, molecular function: ubiquitin binding; protein kinase binding; histone binding. The coding region runs from base 137 to 376 and encodes 79 amino acids. NCBI's taxonomy places the organism in Eukaryota, Metazoa, Chordata, Mammalia, Chiroptera, Vespertilionidae. Gene Ontology annotation, biological process: regulation of mitotic cell cycle. The record is from RefSeq and is a predicted model, not a curated record. The transcript is spliced from 3 exons. Gene Ontology annotation, cellular component: cyclin-dependent protein kinase holoenzyme complex; SCF ubiquitin ligase complex.
UCAAACCGAGAUCGUUCGGCUUGUCGUCGGUUGGUUGCAGUCGAGUCGUUUCCUCGGCCGGACGCGGACGGUUGGUUCGCUGCGCCCGCUCCUCCCGCCCCGUGGCCGCCCUCCGCGCCGCUCCUCAGCUGGCAGGAUGGCCCACAAGCAGAUCUACUACUCAGACAAGUACUUCGACGAGCACUACGAGUACCGGCAUGUCAUGUUACCCAGAGAACUUUCCAAACAAGUACCCAAAACCCAUCUGAUGUCAGAAGAGGAGUGGAGGAGACUUGGUGUCCAACAGAGUCUUGGCUGGGUUCAUUACAUGAUUCAUGAGCCAGAACCACAUAUUCUUCUCUUUCGACGACCUCUUCCAAAAGAUCAACAAAAAUGAAGAUAUCUGGGGAUCGUCAAUUAAAUCUUUUUCAAAUUUAAUGUAUAUGUGUAUAUAAGUAGUAUUCAGUGAAUACUUGAAAAAUGUACAAAUCAUUCAUCCAUACCUGUGCAUGAGCUGUAUUCUUCACAGCAACAGAGCUCAGUUAAAUGCAACUACAAGUAGGUUACUGUAAGGUGUUUAAGAUUUCUUCUAGUUACUUUUUUUCUUAAAUAUAAGUGCCUGUUUGACUUUACCUGUUACUUUUGUUUAAUAAAGUUUGUAUGUUGCAUUUA